AAAUUUUAGCCGCGCCGGCGCUUCACGUCUUCUCGCCGCGGCACAAAGUCGUAUGGAAAACGGACGCCAGGAAGAGAGAGAGGAGGGAGGAUGGCGGGAGGUUCCGGCUCUACUGAAGGCAGAAACAGUGCAGGCUGCAGUUAGGAACCAUCUGGAGAGCAAGGGAUUGGGUGCGCGCCAAUUGGAGCCGAAACAACGUCUACGGCGACCGAGAAUGGCUGGAAAAAAGGUAGAGGGAACCGUUUACGCGAGCUGGCCUGUGAAUAAUGUCUCUCUUCUUCCUUUUAUCUUUCUGUCCCUUUUCCAGCCUCCUCUCCCACCACAAGUUUGGGUGUCUGAUGAAAGAGUCUGUUUUGGAGUAGCUCUCGAGGCACCUCAGCCGAAGCAGCUCCUAGAGCCUCUGGAUGGGCGUGGCAUAGGGGUGUGGCUUCCGAGGGUGUUUGCAGAGUGCGUCCGUGUACUGAGAGAGAACGUGGGUGUUGCUGGGAUCUUCAGAAAGAGUGGAUCUCUCACCAGACAGCGAGUACUGAGAAGUACUCUAGAGUGUGGGGAGGAGCUGUCUUCCCCAAACGUCCACGACGUGGCUAGUGUCCUGAAACAGUACCUCCGCGAGAUUCCGACACCUCUCCUCCCUCCCUCCAUUGGCCCCGCCCUGGAGUGGGCGUGGUCUUGUGAGAAGGGAGAGAGGGUGGAUAUUGUGAUGUGUGCUCUGCUACAACUGCCACACCCACACCUUCAGAUGGCGAGGGAGUUAUGUAAUCUUAUGUCACUAGUUGCCAGUCAUCAGUCGCAGUCUCUCAUGGAUUCUCACAGUUUGGCUGUCGUCAUGACGCCAAACAUUAUGCCGACUCAGCAUUCUAAUCCAGCCAAUCUUGAGACACACCUUACAACCAGCACAGGUAUCGUGGAGCUAAUGAUUGACCACGCCCACCUAAUUGGUCUGGUGCCAGCUCACGUGAUAAACCACGCCCACCAAUUAGCCAAAAUAAAUGAGAGUGCUACCAGUAGCAACGAGUCACUAGAAACAGGAGAUGCAAAGAAAGACAAACAGAAAAGAAUCUCUGUAACUGAUAAAGUGCUGGGAUGGGGUACAAAAUUGAUGAGCACCCUAGGGGGUGGGUCACGUGAUGUUGUGGACUACACCCACUCACCGUUCGGCAGCAAUGAAGAUGGCGGUGGGCUCCAAAUGGGAAAAUCUCAGCUCUUUGAUCCGUCACUCCCUCUUCACUCGCGAGCCACGCCCAAAACCCCUCGCAGCGGUCACAAACGACGUCGCUCCUUUCUCUCCGCCCGGAGACAUACCGACGGUCGCCAUGGACACAGGUCGUUAUUCACCAAUCCGUUCAGGGGUCCGACACUGAAAGGGGGAGAGUUUAGUCGACUUGGCAGUGCAAGGUUAUCAGAACGGAAGUUCCCAUGGUUACAAGGCCACACCCCCAUGACCCCUGACCCCGGCGUGCAGUUAGUUGGCUUCGGAGUCAGGUCUUCUCUCACAGGUGAUUUUACUGAUGGGGAUUUCCCCAGCAAUGUUACCGUAGGCAACCCUAUUGCCAUGACACCUGUCCUUGGCAACAACGCUCUUCUGGCUUCCCUCUCUGAAGAGAGUGUGAGUCGAGUGGCGGUGGGAGAGGGUGAGAAGGGAGAAGAAGGGGAGAGGAAAGGAGAGAGAAUCAUUAACGAGGGGGUGGAGCCUCCAAAGACGUACUCUGUUGUGUCCAGGAAGCACUCUGGGAAGAGAAUGAGGUGU
This is a messenger RNA of Geodia barretti, 1747 nucleotides long. Lineage: Eukaryota; Metazoa; Porifera; Demospongiae; Tetractinellida; Geodiidae. The record is from the annotation of a GenBank genome assembly.